UGUCGCAUAAUAGUUUGAAAAUUUCGGGGAAGUCGUAAAUAAUGCAAUUGUACUAAUAUAUUUUGUUGUAAAUUCAACUCGAAAGAUCCAAAAAUGGAUAUCAUAUUGCCAUAUAAUACGCAGAACCGGGAGCACUUCUGUAAUUCUGCACUGAAAGCUGGAUUUCAUGAAUUUGUUGCGAUUAAAAUGCUGUACACUAUGAAAGACUCCGAUUUGGAUGUGUUUCAACUGAUGGGACGCGAACGUUUGGAAUUACUGUUUUAUGGUUGGGAGGUAUGUCAGAUGCAUUGGGAUGACCUGGGAAAUAAGAACGUUAUACCACCCUAUUUGAACACUGUCCUAAAGCAAAUUGUACAAUAUUCACUGGACAUUUGGUUUAGCAAGGAGUGGGAGGAGUGCAGACCCCACCACAAAGCUAUGCUCCUUGUUUGUAUUAAGCGUGCAAAAAAUGUGUUGCAAAAAUUACCUGGUAGCGAUAUCUUCAAUUGGGAGUACGCACUACAAUUGGGUGUCAAACCGUGGGAUAUACCAUAUUUAAAUCAGUUUAUGGUAUGUAAUAGAAAUUUGGUUGAAAGUUUGAAGCAGUCGAGUGAGCAUGUAGAGGCACCAGCUACAGUUGAAGAUAUCCAACAUCUUCAAAAGGAGGGUUUAGCCUUGCUAUUAUUGCGUCUCAUCAAACUCUUUGACGGCGGCAUUUUCGAAGGUGUUCGUAAAUUAUCGAUGCGCAUCAUUGCUGCCUGGAAUCAUGAGUAUGAACAGAGCAAGCUCGAAGCAAAACUUGCGCAUCCAGAAGUGAAAAACCAGCACAAAACGUGUUUAAUACUUAUAUGCCAUAUUUACUUAAUGGCCAUAUAUGAAAUGGAUGAUAUACGCGGUUUCGUUAUUGAUAAUGUGCUAAAUAACAUACGUUUUUACUAUCGAAAUAUGAUAGACUGUGCAAGCAUUAAAGAAAAUUCAGCGGAGCAAAUGGAAUACACGCCAGCCCGUUAUAUUGCCAUAACGUGUAUUAAUCUGCAAAUAAGUAGUAAUGAGUUCAUUGAUGCCUUCAUAUACGAUUCAUACGACGAAAAUUUCGUUAGCCUUUUUGGUGUUAUAUCACAAUCCUAUAUGAGCUAUUUGCUUGGUCAUCAAAUAAUGGAAAUGAAUAAAUUGAAUGAGGACGAUUUCAAUAAGUGCAUCGAAGAUUUUAAACGUGUUAUUCAUUUGUAUAUAAUUGAAAGGGAACGAAGCGAAGAAUUUAUGAUGAACGAAUUGCACAAAAAAGAAAUGAAACGCCGUAGCCACAGCUUGUCGAUUACUAAAGAAAAUCUUACAUGUUUCUAUACUAAAAUGUGUAAAGGGAAUCGCCUGAGCAACAUUGGCAGUACGGAGCAUACAGAUGGUGGAAACAAACAACUUUUUGCAGCGGAUGAGGAAAACGAACGUCGCGUUGAUCCAGUUUUCCAAAAUUUGCCAAAUAACUCCGAUGUGCUCAAUUAUGUUUAUACUGUAUUGGUGAAGCGGACACACAGAGGCUGGUACUUCGCUAAGCUUAUAGUACUGCUAAAGAUUAUUGGACUGCAAUUGAAUGCCAUUGAAACUUGGCGCUAUCAUCCAGGUUUAACACCUGAAUUCUUACUAAACCUCGAAGUAAAACUCUCCAAACACUUUGAAGAUUUGGCAUUAAUUUUCCAAGAACAUCUUUUUAUGGAACAAGAAUUUUGGUUGACUGGCUUUUAUUUAAAUCCCUGUAAAAAGUACUAUGAAACUGUAAUACGUAGUGGUAUGCGCGCGAAUCGUCUGAGUCACCGUUUUGAAACUGGUGAAAACUACGAUGAUGAGGAAAGAUACGAUAGUAGAAGAGAUCGGCGCGAAAAAGGUGACAAAGGAGAGAAAGUGAAUGCUAUUAAUGCUAAGUACGGAUUGCUUAGUUCAACUAUUGAUGUAAAAGAAAUUGUAAAAUUAGCAAACCACGAUGCACCCGAGAUUGAUUAUGGACAAUUGUGCAACGCUUUGCGGGCCUUCAAACUACCCGAAAACACCAUUAAAGAUCUGCUCACUGUCAUUUUCCUGCCACGAAAUAAAAGUUUUGCUUGGGCUCUUAAUUGGGUCGAAUUGCGCAAGCGUUGCAAAAGUCUGCUAAAAGAUGCCGAACAGAAACGCCACUUUAUAGAGCUGAAUAUGGCUGAGGCAAAUGAUCGUCUUAAAUUUUUGAAAAUUGACUAUGAAAAGUACAAACAUCGGCCGCAGUUAGAUUAUGGUAGUAUCGAGCAGGGCUAUGAGAAUACAGGCAUGCCAAAUUUUAGCAAAGACAGUAGCGAUGAGAAUGAGGAUGAAGACUCCGAAGACUUUGAAGCCGAUUCCGAUUUGGAUGAGCCGGCUAAGCAUGAACCUAAGAAAACCGAUCACUCGCUACUAUUCGAUACGUAUUUCAUGAGUACACGCCGUACACGAGCACGUGCUGCCGCCAUGAUUGCGAAUGUCUUGGAAAAGGAUGAAAUUAUGUCAAACGAAGAAAAGGAGGAGGACAUAAAGAAAUCAGAUCAGCUAACCGAAGAAGUGAAGGAAUCAGUUUGUGAUACCAGUGAAGCUGGCACAGCCACAAUAAAUGAGACGAAACGUGAUUUUAACGAAAUUCUAAAUGAACGCAAAGUGUUCAGCAAUAGUACCAGCGGUUUCAAUCCAUUUCCAGAUAUUUGGAGUUUAAAUGGGCAAGAAUUGAAAACCAUAGAGAAUAAUGUACCUCAUUUAGAGACUAGCACCUUGUUCAAUAAGUCGGCCAAGUUAGAAGUAUUGAAAACGAAUAGCAUCAAACUACUUAACGAGCAGAGAUUAAAGUAUAAAAUGUUAGAAGAGAGGCGUCAACAAAUAAGGAACGCGGAAGCUAUUAUGCGAGCUGAGGAAGCUCAAAAGUUUGGAAAGAACAAAGAGACUGGCAAGGAAGGAAGUAUGCAGAAAACUUCAGCUUCCGCAGAAACAAAUAAGGACAAAUCAGAGUCAUUUACCGAUUUGGAAAUGCAUGAAGAUGAAAGCGACGUCUCUACAACUGCGCGUCGCGACAGUGACGAAGUAAAUGACUUAAGUAAAGACGAACAGAUGGACCAAAGCGAGGAUGUACUCGUCGCUACAGACAAAGAGCGCCAAAGCCCUGUAAAGGCGAAAAAUCAUGCAGUCGCCAAAAAUGAAUCAAAUUUAUCCGUAGUGACGCGCGUUAAAAAUGAAAAGAAUUCGAAUAAUGAUAAGUGCGGAACGACUGCAAGUACAGUACAGAACGAAUCGCACCCAACAGAACAAGAGGAUCUACUAAAACUUUGCAUGGCAAAGAAAUUGCGGGUUAGAUUGCGCAGAUUGACAGUCGCAGAUGUGCAAAAAUUACGACAGCCAAGUGUGCGUUUGCAGCGCAUGAAUUUGCAGGAGGUAGCUAAUCAAAUGGGAAAGCCGCGGCGUGCUGAAAGGAAAGUCUACAUUGAUUUGGAUGAAACGUCAAAGUCCAGCAAUAAUUCGUUUUGUGGUGAACGCACCUUAACAGAUACGCUUAAACGACGCUUAUACUCCUCCGAGUCGUCUACAGAGUCGGACGAAUUCAACAAAAGACGGCGUGGGGGUCGGGCAAUUCGCGGCAGAGGUCUUUCGAGUGGACACGUACGAACUCAACGUGGUGGACUAUUGAAGAGCUUAAAGGUGACGCCACGCAGUGCAAGUGGGUUGAAAUUUCGGAUCUCAACCAGCGAAAUAUCAAGUAGUGGUGGCGCCAACGCAACCACAAAUGCCAGUAUGGCUGGUGUAAAAGCCAAUAGCUUGCCCGUUAUUGAUUACAUACAAAUCUCUUCCUCGUCAUCGUCAGACGACUUGGAGCCUUACAGUCAAUUAGACGUGGUGCGAGAGGAAGAGAAAAUGGAUGUAGCAAUCGAUCCACUAUAUGAGGAGGAAAUACCUAUAUUUAGACUUUAGUUGAAAUGAAUGAAGACAUCAUGGUAGUGAAUAAAUAUUAUUUAUGGAAAUAAUAAAACGUUCACGUUGCGUCAUAAACACCAGCUUAA
This is a messenger RNA of Anastrepha obliqua, 4019 nucleotides long. RefSeq lists its product as uncharacterized. The record is from RefSeq and is a predicted model, not a curated record. The transcript is spliced from 9 exons. Lineage: Eukaryota; Metazoa; Arthropoda; Insecta; Diptera; Tephritidae. The coding region runs from base 94 to 3930 and encodes 1278 amino acids.